AUUACGUCGCACGGUCAGUUCCUUUGCUUGGUUAUGUGCCCGAACUGUCUACGUCAAGGGCCGUCAUUUCCAGCAGUCGCUUGACGCUGUUGAAGUGGGAGAUCACGGCAGAGCACUAUGGUAGCUGUGAUGAAGAUGGAAGAAAACAUACAAAGAUGAGAGAAGCUGAUACAACAGAUAUGAUGAAAUCACAGGAAAGAGUUCCCUGGUCAGAGGGAAGGGGCAGUGAGCGAAAGCGUUGUGACUCCUUUGUGAACAGCCUGUUUGAAGAAGCAGAGGAUGCUGGCAUUCUUGAUGCUUCUCCAGAUGACAACACAAGCAAAGCUGAUGUUGUUAUCAAAAUGUGGAAAAACGGUUUUACAAUCAAUGAAGGCCAACUCAGGGAUUAUGCUGAUAUUGCCAGCCGUACAUUUAUGGACUCCAUGAGAAAGGGGGAGCUGCCUUUAGAAUUACAGAAUACCUUUGGGAAAGAAGAGGUUGAUGUUAAUGUUGAGGACAGGAAGACUGAAGAGUAUUUGACUUGCAAACCACAUAUCAAUCCAUUCUCGGGUCUUGGAUACCGAUUGGGAAGCGCUACACCAAAAAUUAUUACACUAAAUGGGAUUGAAGAUGAGCCGUUUCCUACUGUUGCGCUGGAUGAACUGGAGCCAAUUACUAAUAUAAAGAUUUGGUUGGCUGAUGGAGAAAGGAUUGUGCAGAAGUUCAACACUUCACAUCGGGUUAGUGAUUUGCGUGACUUUAUUAAGAAAAUACCAGGCAAAUCGGUGAAUAUUCCUUUUACACUCGCAACCUUUUUCCCCCUUCGUGAACUGUUGGAUGAGACUAUCACUCUUCAGGAAGCGCAGCUGCAGAACUCAGUUUUGGUUCAAAAACUACAAAAAAUGUCAGAACCUUUCAGGAACUCUUAAGCUUUGUGUUUAUCAGAACCAGAAAAUCUUGUGGCAGCUGGUGCUAUAAAACGUAGUGUUUCAAAUAUGUAGCGCAGAUAUUUUCCUGAUCACAAAAGCACUGUGAAUGAACUAAAAAAAACAGUAGCUUAGGAGCUUAAUGCCUAUUGGAUUUCAUGGGCAUGUGCGACUGACAUUUGCAAAACUGCUAAAAUAUUUUAUUGCACUGUGAUGCUUCUGUCAUCCCAACUGGUUGAAGUGGGAAGUCUAAUGUAUUAACCAAUGAAAUUGCCUCAUACGGAUAUGCUCAGGCCCUUUUUCUUCCUUACAGGUGCCUAAAUGCUCUGAUUUUUAUCUUUUUUUUUUUUUUUUUUAAUUUUUAAAAUUUUCUUCAAGCAUUGUUUGCAUUGCACUACACUAUUUUGAAAUUGGUUGUGUUAAAGCAGCACUUCAUAUCUCUUUUCACAAAAAGAUACUUGGCCCACAGAAUAAUACUCGGCAAUAUGGAAUACUGGGUCUGUCAUCUGCCCAGGAAACCUUUGCUCUUCAGGCUGAAACGAGCAAUAACUGUAAGAUUAAUAUUUAUUGCUUUGGGUGUUCAUCGUUAGUCCCCAAGGAUGGCUUAUAUACAUAUUCCUACUGUAGUAAGGUGUGGGUCAGUCCAUAACUAGCUCACUUUCAUUAAUACACCGGUACUCAGCUUUAUUGUAAUCUCCUCCCUGUAAACAGAGGUUGGACACUUAUGCUAUGAAUUACACGAAGGAAUAGGUUCUAACCCCUUGUCUGCAAAAUAUUGCUGUAGCACAUUGCUAUGCAAUGCUUGUUAGCCUUCUCUGGCAGCCAAGGGGUUAACUGGAUUGAUUAGCAAUGCAAACAUUCUAUAAUUGUGUGUUUUUAUUGACAUUUUUUAUAAAUGGGAAGGUUGUUAUGAGAUUCUCUUUUGGAGGCUUUUUUUCCUCUGAUAAACGAGUAAUUUUGUUUUGCCUGCCAACUUUGUCACCAUAAUUACAUGGGGCCUGUAUUGUAUUAUAUAUCACAAGUAUUGUAAUCCCUUAAGUGGCCCCUCACAAUCAUUACAAGGACAUUUCUAAUGUAUUUGAUUCAGUAGGCUAUAUACAAUCUUUAUCAAUGGUUUUUAUAAGUAUUAAAAAUUUUAAGUUGCUUA
This is a messenger RNA of Bombina bombina (fire-bellied toad), 2052 nucleotides long. RefSeq names its product UBX domain protein 2A (gene UBXN2A). The record is from RefSeq and is a predicted model, not a curated record. The coding region runs from base 156 to 908 and encodes 250 amino acids. NCBI's taxonomy places the organism in Eukaryota, Metazoa, Chordata, Amphibia, Anura, Bombinatoridae. The transcript is spliced from 7 exons. Gene Ontology annotation, cellular component: nucleus; cytosol. Gene Ontology annotation, biological process: membrane fusion; Golgi organization; nuclear membrane reassembly. Gene Ontology annotation, molecular function: ubiquitin binding.